Molecule: messenger RNA, 1806 nt
Organism: Iphiclides podalirius (scarce swallowtail)
Lineage: Eukaryota; Metazoa; Arthropoda; Insecta; Lepidoptera; Papilionidae
Source: the annotation of a GenBank genome assembly
AUGGACGAAGCCCGUGAUGGUGUGAAUGAGAUGGCUUACCAGAUGCAAAAGUUCUCAUGGGUCGACUAUGUAGUUUUUGUGUUCAUGUUGGCGAUAAGUGCUGUUGUGGGUGUCUACUGGGGCUUCAUGAAAAAGCAGACCACACAAAAUGAUUACCUCUUGGGCGGAAGGAACAUGAAAGUAAUACCCGUUUCAAUGUCUCUUGUGGCGAGCUUUGUUUCAGGCAUUACCCUACUUGGUUCACCGACUGAAGUUUACAUGCACGGGACUCAGUACGCGUUUAUAAUUGGUGGCAUAUUUCUAAUGACGAUCGUCAUGACCCAAAUCUAUUUACCCGUAUUUCAUGAUCUCAAAAUUACGUCUAACUACGAGUAUUUGUCAUUGAGGUUCGACAACAGAGUUCGCUUGUUUGGAUCCAUACUCUUCGCUUUUACGUUGGUAGGUUGGCUGCCGAUCGUAAUUUAUGUCCCUGCUUUGGCCUUCAACCAAGUGACGGGCGUGGACGUUCAUGUCAUUACCCCAAUAGUUUGUUUGGUUUGCAUUUUUUAUACGAGUGCUGGCGGUCUACAAGCUGUAGUAUGGACAGAUGUAAUCCAAAUAACUGCGAUGUUUGGGGCCAUGGCGUUAGUGGCGAUUAAAGGCACUUUAGAUGUUGGGGGCAUAGGCGUGGUCUUCCAGCGAAAUUUGGAUAGUGAGCGGAUCGAGUAUCCUAAUUGGGAUCCCAAUCCUACUGCCAGGCACACGAUAUGGAGUCUGGUAGUCGGGGGACUGGUUUAUUGGCUUCAAGCCAACGCCGUCAAUCAGACUAUGGUACAACGCUAUUUAGCGCUGCCCACGCUACGAAGUGCCAAAUGGUCCGUCUUUCUCUUUUGUUUUGGAAUCUCUGUCCUAUACUGCUUCUGUCUGUAUUGUGGAUUACUCAUUUACGCUCGUUUCUUCGACUGUGAUCCUUUGCAGACAAAGUUAGCGAAAGCGAAAGAUCAACUUCUGCCUCUGCUAGUGAUGGAUGUACUUGGUGAUAUUCCCGGUUUACCGGGGGUUUUUGUUGCGGGUAUAUUUAGUGCAGCUCUAAGCUCCUUGUCGACAAGUCUGAAUUCAAUGUCAGCAGUGGUUUUAGAAGAUUUCUAUAAGCCUUUUUUUAAGAAGCAACUUUCGGAAAAACAAACUAAUUGGCUGUUAAAAGGAGUAGUUAUACUCCUAGGUAUCAUAUGUUUAGGAUUGGUUUUCAUUGUUGAGAAAAUGGGAACAAUCUUACAGCUGACCAUGACUUUAGAAGCCAUGACUAUGGGACCUCAACUCGGAGUGUUCACUAUGGGUAUUUUGAUGCCUUGGAUAGAUGCUACGGGAGCAUUAGUGGGCGGUAUGUGCGGCCUGAUAACUAUGGCAUGGUGGUGUUUGUCAGCUCAGUUAGCAAUAGCGAGUGGUCAAAUCGUGCAUCCUCACAAACACCUUACUGUUGAUGGAUGCAAAUAUAAUUUUACGGUCACGGAGGCUACAACACCAAACCCUGUAACCGUCGAAGUUAGCCCCGUGUUACACGUAUCAUACAUGUGGUACACACUCGCCGGCUCCGUUAUCGCUGUCUGCGUGGGUUUGAUUGUUUCGCAAAUAAAUCGAAUGCGUGGUAAGGUCCAUGUUCUCCCCGCGCCAAAACUACUCGCACCGCAACUAAGGAGGCUGUAUAAAGAACCGCCAAAUCCCGGAGACGAUUCUUACAUAAGCGCAUACGGCGACAAAAAGGAGCAAUGUAAUAAAAGAUCUACCUCAAUAAGUAUGAAGCCUAUUAACAAGAUUGAAGAAAUUGGU